Messenger RNA from Molossus molossus (Pallas's mastiff bat), 6046 nucleotides. RefSeq names its product sperm antigen with calponin homology and coiled-coil domains 1 like (gene SPECC1L). Lineage: Eukaryota; Metazoa; Chordata; Mammalia; Chiroptera; Molossidae. The record is from RefSeq and is a predicted model, not a curated record. Gene Ontology annotation, cellular component: filamentous actin; microtubule organizing center. The transcript is spliced from 17 exons. Gene Ontology annotation, biological process: actin cytoskeleton organization. Gene Ontology annotation, molecular function: protein binding. The coding region runs from base 301 to 3576 and encodes 1091 amino acids.
UUGCCAUCCCUGAUCUUGGAUUGUUGUACUAUUUUUCUGACAUUUGAGCUCUGGUGUAAUAACUUCUGGAAUGAGUAUGUCAGGAUUCUUGUUCUUUUUCUUGGUUUACAUAUAUUAUUUUGUAUAAGAAUUCUGUAAAUUCGGUUUUAUCAACUCUUCAUAGGAGAAGAAACAAAGUUCCAAAGAGAUGAAGUGAUUUGAGUGGUUUGCCCAUCACACAGCUUGUAUGUCAAAGCAGGAGCUUGAACCUAGCUCUCCUGACUAUUUGCUUGUAAAUGUAUCACGAAGAGGCAGCUCAGAAUGAAGAAAGCAAGCAGGAGUGUUGGCUCAGUGCCUAAAGUGUCUGGGAUAAGCAAAACACAAACAGUAGAAAAAACUAAACCUGAAAACAGUUCUUCAGCAUCUGCAGGAGGCAAACUUGUAAAACCAGGAACAGCAGCAUCAUUGUCAAAGACCAAGAGCAGUGAUGACCUUUUAGCUGGAAUGGCUGGAGGGGUGACCGUGACUAAUGGUGUUAAAGGAAAGAAAAGUACCUACCCUUCCGCAGCAUCUUCAGCAUCUGCCCCUGCCAUGACCACCGUGGAGAACAAAUCCAAAAUUAGUACAGGCACAAGUUCUUCAACCAAGCGGAGCACUUCCACAGGUCAGGGAGCUAAUGAAGUGGCACUGGCUAAACGUUCCCGCAGUCGCACUGCUACGGAAUGUGAUGUUCGCAUGAGCAAGUCUAAAUCGGACAAUCAGAUCAGUGACAAAGCUGCUCUGGAAGCCAAAGUGAAAGAUCUUCUCACACUGGCAAAAACCAAAGACGUGGAAAUUUUGCAUUUGAGAAAUGAAUUACGAGACAUGCGUGCUCAAUUGGGCAUUAAUGAAGAACAUUCUGAGAGUGAUGAAAAAUCUGAGGAGAAGGAAGCCAUUAUUGUUCACCAGCCAACUGAUGUUGAGUCCACUUUAUUGCAGUUACAGGAACAGAACACUGCCAUCCGUGAAGAACUCAACCAACUGAAAAAUGAAAACAGAAUGUUAAAGGACAGGUUGAAUGCUUUGGGCUUUUCCCUAGAGCAGAGGUUAGACAAUUCUGAAAAAUUGUUUGGCUAUCAGUCCCUGAGCCCAGAAAUCGCCCCUGGUAACCAGAGCGAUGGAGGAGGGACUCUGACUUCUUCAGUGGAAGGUUCUGCCCCUGGGUCAGUGGAGGAUCUUUUGAGUCAGGAUGAAAACACCCUCAUGGACCAUCAGCACAGUAACUCUAUGGACAAUCUCGACAGCGAGUGCAGUGAGGUCUACCAGCCCCUCACGUCAAGCGAUGACGCCCUGGAUGCACCAUCGUCCUCAGAGUCAGAAGGCAUUCCCAGCACAGAGCGCUCUCGGAAGGGAAGCAGUGGGAAUGCUAGUGAAGUGUCAGUUGCUUGCUUGACAGAACGGAUACACCAGAUGGAAGAGAACCAACACAGUACGAGUGAGGAACUUCAGGCAACUCUGCAAGAGCUAGCUGAUUUACAACAGAUUACCCAAGAACUGAAUAGUGAAAACGAAAGGCUCGGAGAGGAGAAGGUUAUUCUGAUGGAGUCUUUAUGUCAGCAAAGUGAUAAGUUGGAGCACUUUAGCCGACAAAUUGAAUAUUUCCGCUCCCUUCUAGAUGAACAUCACAUUUCUUAUGUCAUAGAUGAAGAUGUAAAAAGUGGACGCUAUAUGGAAUUGGAACAACGUUAUAUGGAUCUAGCUGAGAAUGCCCGUUUUGAACGAGAGCAGCUCCUUGGUGUCCAGCAGCAUUUAAGUAAUACUUUGAAGAUGGCAGAACAGGACAAUAAAGAAGCUCAAGAAAUGAUAGGGGCACUCAAAGAACGUAAUCACCAUAUGGAGCGAAUUAUUGAGUCUGAGCAGAAGGGUAAAGCGGCCUUGGCAGCCACAUUAGAGGAGUACAAAGCCACAGUGGCCACUGACCAGAUCGAGAUGAACCGCCUAAAGGCCCAGCUGGAGAAUGAAAAACAGAAAGUGGCGGAGCUGUAUUCCAUCCAUAACUCGGGAGACAAAUCUGAUAUUCAGGAUCUCCUGGAGAGUGUCAGGCUGGACAAAGAAAAAGCAGAGACUUUGGCUAGUAGCCUACAGGAAGAUCUGGCUCAUACUCGAAAUGAUGCCAAUCGAUUGCAGGACACCAUUGCAAAGGUAGAAGAUGAAUACAGAGCCUUCCAAGAAGAAGCUAAAAAACAAAUAGAAGAUUUGAACAUGACAUUAGAAAAAUUAAGAUCAGAGCUGGAAGAAAAAGAGACAGAAAGGAGUGACAUGAAAGAAACCAUUUUUGAACUUGAAGAUGAAGUAGAACAACAUCGAGCCGUGAAACUUCAUGACAACCUCAUUAUUUCUGAUUUAGAAAAUACGGUUAAAAAACUCCAGGACCAAAAACAUGACAUGGAAAGAGAAAUCAAAACACUGCACAGGAGACUUCGGGAAGAAUCUGCAGAAUGGCGGCAGUUUCAAGCUGAUCUUCAGACUGCAGUGGUCAUUGCAAACGACAUUAAAUCUGAAGCCCAAGAGGAGAUUGGUGAUCUGAAGCGCCGGUUACAUGAGGCUCAGGAAAAAAAUGAGAAACUCACAAAAGAAUUGGAAGAAAUAAAGUCACGCAAGCAAGAGGAGGAGCGAGGCCGGGUGUAUAACUACAUGAAUGCUGUUGAGAGAGAUUUGGCAGCCUUAAGGCAAGGAAUGGGACUGAGUAGAAGAUCCUCGACUUCCUCUGAGCCAACCCCCACGGUAAAAACCCUGAUCAAGUCCUUCGACAGUGCAUCUCAAGUACCGAACCCUGCUGCAGCUACAAUUCCUCGAACACCUCUGAGUCCAAGUCCUAUGAAAACUCCCCCUGCAGCAGCUGUCUCCCCUAUGCAGAGACAUUCCAUAAGUGGACCAAUUUCUACAUCUAAACCCCUGACAGCCCUGUCAGAUAAGAGACCAAACUAUGGGGAAAUCCCUGUUCAAGAGCAUCUAUUAAGAACAUCUUCAACCAGCCGACCUGCUUCUCUGCCAAGAGUACCUGCCAUGGAAAGUGCCAAGACCAUCUCAGUGUCUCGACGAAGUAGUGAAGAGAUGAAGCGAGACAUCUCUGCACCUGAGGGAGCGUCACCUGCCUCUCUUAUGGCUAUGGGCACCACGUCACCACAGCUUUCCCUGUCCUCCUCUCCCACAGCAUCUGUGACCCCCACCACUCGAAGCCGGAUAAGGGAAGAAAGGAAGGAUCCUCUCUCAGCAUUGGCAAGAGAAUAUGGAGGAUCAAAGAGGAAUGCCUUGCUGAAGUGGUGUCAGAAGAAAACAGAAGGCUAUCAGAAUAUUGACAUUACUAACUUCAGCAGCAGCUGGAAUGACGGGCUGGCCUUCUGUGCUCUCCUGCAUACGUACCUUCCAGCCCAUAUCCCGUAUCAGGAACUGAACAGCCAAGAUAAGCGAAGGAACUUCACCCUGGCCUUCCAGGCAGCUGAGAGUGUCGGCAUUAAAUCCACACUGGACAUUAAUGAAAUGGUGCGAACUGAACGGCCUGAUUGGCAAAACGUGAUGCUGUAUGUGACGGCAAUCUACAAGUACUUCGAAACCUGAGCGUACCUGAAGGACCCUCCCCCGUUACCAAGUGACACCGACACCAUUUGCUCUGCGCCCCGUAAAGCUUUCAGUAACUCUCUAGGCUGCUCCGAAGCGUGUGAGCCUUCAGCCCAGGGCCUCCGACUUGGGAGAACUCAGCCUCUGUGUUCCAGCAGGCUCCGACCAGGCUCCUCCCACAUGACCUGUCUAGUCCGAGGUCAGUGUGGGCUCAGCACACAUCACGCACACUGAUUGCUGCUGGAGUUUUCCUUCUGAAGAGAAUAUUGAACUAUGUUAGUGCUGCGGGGUAUUUAAAAUAAGGUUUAUGAACAGCUAAACUUGGGAAAGGGGAUUAAAUUGUGUGGGCAGCUGACGGGUGAGUGACAGCUUCAGCCACAGCACUCCUGCCAGCUUGCCACGCGGGUCCUGUCACCGUGAGAACUGAUCAGUGCCCAACAGGUUCCUGCGUCCCAGCAUCAGGCUGGUGGACCUCCACCUUUUACGUGGGCUUGGUUUCAAAGCGUGUGUCACCCCAGCAGUGCACAGCAGGGCUGUCCCAGCCAACACGAUACACGUGUUUUCAGACUGAGCUAACAGGAUGAAGACUCACGUUCCCUGUCUGCUGCCACCGAGCAGUUCCUGCGGCUGGGCCUCUAUUGAUGGGAAGGACCCUGCGCUGCUCCGCCGGCCUGUCCUCCAGCCUAGAAGGGGCUUGGAAACCCAUUCUGACUUAGGUUUCUGGACAAGAGAAUUGAUCAUAAGGAAUUCUCUAAUUUAAAAACAUUUUUUUUCUCAUGAGCAAUAUUGAGGGAAAGUAGCUCCCGUUGUAGUAGCAUCAAAGUUAAAUUGUUUUAGUAAGCAUAGAGAUACAACACAAAAUCUGGACAUUAAUAUGGUGACAGCCGGAAUGACUUGGAAGUAGCAAGAGAAAAAAAAUAAACAACUUGAGGGAGCCCAGACAGUAUAAUUUAAAACCACUCUGAGUUGCCUACAUGUAAUCCUCCUGGAUGGGAAUUUAAGGAAGUGCCUUAACUCUCCUUGCAAAGGUGGCCACAACACAGAGGGUCUGGGAGGCCAGCUCAGCCCAGUGGUGCAGUUGGUCCCCUGCUGUGUAGCCCUCUCCAUGUCCCAGGCAACAGGCAGCCCGCCACAACCCCUUCUGCACAGUUUGAACCAAAGCCUUACUCUACAAGGUGUUCUGUUGACGUGACUCUCAGACUGGGACUCGGCCCUUCUUGGGUAUAGGGAGCCCGAUCUCAUGUGACCAUGACGCAGAGCUGUUGGCUUGAAUACAGCUGUGUUUAGCACCUGGAAAGGAGCAUGAGGAGGAGCUGCCACCAGUGGAAGCAGGACCGCUGCCUCAGCCACAGAUGCAAGGAGGGGACUCACAGAAGGCCGCCAGCCAGUGUGGGCCAAGGGUUCUGCAUUCAAGCAUGAUGUUCUAGACUAGGAGUUUGACAUGUCUGUAGCCUAGAAAACAAUGGUUAUUAUGAAACAGGCUGUGUGUGUAUGUGUGCAGCCUGCUGGCUGUGGUCACCAGGUGGCUGGUGAAUGCCCUUCCACCCUGUCCAGACCUCCCAACUUGGCUGCUCUGGCUGCUGCCUCAAUGGGAGGCUUUUUGUGAAAUGCCCACUUCUGGCUAAGAAAAGAGAAGAUGGUGAGCAGAGCCCCAGCCCCCAAGCACACGGGCAGACUUUGGUCGACACCUACCGAUCCCUGUCCUGCUGGCCCAGGUUCUGUUGUUGGUUGCUCUGUUGACAGGUGCUGUCCGCUGAGGGGCAGUUCCAGUGAGAAUGACCGUCCUGGCGUCUCCCCUCACUUGGUUCUUUGAGCCUCCCUUUUGCUCCCAUUCGCCCUCCCAGAGGCACCUGUCUGGACCUGGUGUCUCUGAUGUGCAGCCAUGGUUUGUGUUUAUUUAUUUGUCAGGGGGGCUGUCUUGUCCUAUGAAAAAGACUUUCUUGGGUCUGCAGUUCACACCUUUGCCCCUCCCUAGCCACAUGUGCCACCCCUGGCAGGUAGUGCUGUCUAGGGCCUGCAGUGUCUUGGAGGAGAAUAGCCACUGCCGACGGGCUUUGCCCUCAUGGCUGGCAUUGCCCAGAUUGUGCCCUGGGGCUGGUGACAGGGCAGAGGGUGGCCAAGGGGAGGGAUUGGUCCCAGGCACAGUCUGGGGACCCACCUGUCUCCCUGACAACAGAACGUGUGGGGGUACCUGGCCAGGCUGCCCACAUUUGCAUGUGGGUCCACAGGUGAGAAGAUUCCAGAAGCGUGACUUUUUGCUUUUUCUAAUAGGAUCCUUGUAACACUUGGCUUCGUGGGAUGAUUCUGGAUUGUCGCGCACACCUGAAGUGAUACUCUGAGGUGCUCUGAUUCAGUGGCACUUGAUGCAGAGCUUCCAGAAGUCAUUUUGCCUUGUUUCCUUUCGAGCAUAAGCUUUACUGCAAAAGGGCCAGUGACGUUUCUGUUUCUCUCACCCAUGGCCUUCUGCGGG